This is a messenger RNA of Acanthosepion pharaonis, 975 nucleotides long. NCBI's taxonomy places the organism in Eukaryota, Metazoa, Mollusca, Cephalopoda, Sepiida, Sepiidae. The record is from the annotation of a GenBank genome assembly.
AUGGACAACUUACUUUUCAUCCGCUUUAGUCUUUGUCUUCCCGGCGUCUUCAACACUUUAUUCCUCUUUGUUGUCUGUCAAAGGAUCUUUCUUUCUUUCUUUCAUUCUACCAAAUUUAUAUUUUAUACGUCUUAUAUCGUUCAUUUUUGUCCCUUCUCUAAAAUUGUUUCUUUCUUUCUUUAUUUUCUCUUUCUUUCUUUCUACUAUAGUUCUACUUUAUAUUUCUUACAUCGUUCGUUUUUAUUUUCUUUAUUUUUCUUUCUUUCUUUCUUUUUUUCAUUUUCUUUUUCUUUCUUUCUACCAUCGUUUCUUUUUUUUUUUCUUCUAAAACUUUUUUCUUUUUUUAUUUCUUUUAUUUUUAUUUUUUUUCUUUCUUUCUUUUUUUUUUCUUUCUUUCUUUCUUCUUUAAAAAAAAUUUAUAUUUCUUAUAUCGUUCGUUUUUGCCCCUUCUCUAAAAAUUCAUUUCUUUCUUUCUUUCUGCAGGAUUUUCUUUCUUUCUUUCUUUUAAAAAAGAUUUUUUUUCCUUUUAUUCUUUUUAAAAUUUUAUUUUCAUUUUUCUUCCUUUUCUUUCUUUCUUUCUUUCUUUCUUUCUUUUUUUCUACUAUCUUUUCUACUUACAUACUUCUUAUAUCGUUUCAUUUUUCCUUCUUUAAAUUUCUUUCUUCUUUCUUUCUUUAUUUCUACCAUAGAAAUAAUAUCACUUCUUUCUUAAAUUUUCGUUUUUUUUUUAGAUUUUUUUUUUUUUCUUUCUUUCUUAUUUUCUUUCUUUUUCUUUCUUUUCUUUCUUUCUUUCUUUUUUUUUUCUAUUUUCUUCUACUUCUUUAUCGUUCAUUUUUUUUUUUUAAAUAUUCUUUCUUUCUUUUCUUUAUUUUUUCUUUUUUCUUUUUUUACUUUUUUUUCUUUUACAUUUUUUCUUUUAUUUCUUCAUUCUUUUUUUCUUUCUUUCUUUUUCUUUUUCUUUACCUUUCUUUUUAG